ACGAUAUUUCCUAGUAAACUUCCCUUUACUUUCACUUCCUGAUGAGCUUUUUACUCGUAUGUAAAAAAAAAUAAUAUAUUUUUUGAACUUUAAAAGAAAAAAAGAUUAAAAAAACUUAACUAUGGCCGCAAUGAACACUGCUCCAGAACAGUCGAUGGAAAGCCAGUUUCAGCCGCAACAACAGCAACAAAAUACCACUGUGAUCGUUAACCAACCAGCAGCUCCGACAAAUCAAUUACUUAUUGGUCCUAUACAUGGAACCAGAGAGUGGUCAACUGGCCUCUUUGAUGCUUGUAACGACAUGGGAAACAGUGUGUUCACCUUUUUUUGCUAUUGUUUGACAAUCAAAGAUCUUUCAAGAAGAAUAGGCGAACGCGGCCUGACAGGUUGUGUACCGUCUGCUGACAUAAAUAUCAGAACCAGAAUAAGGACCCUUGGUGGAAUAAGGGGUUCAAUAUGUGACGACUGCAUCGCCGUUACAUUUUGUAAAAUGUGCGCAGCCUGUCAGGAACAACGAGAACUAUGUUCUAUGGGAAUUUAAAACGGUAGUAUUGAUUGUACUAGGACCAAAGGACUUGCUUGAAUGUAUGAAGUACUAUAUGGCUCCACAUUAUUUGUCCUAUCAUGCUUUUUGUGAACACAAAACUGCUGAAUAUGCUAAAUGUAUUUUGUUUUAAGGAAAUUGACAUUUAUUUGUAUCAAGAAAAUAUAGCUAACAUGUAUGUAUUGAUUCUAAAUAAAAACAGAAUUACAAUA
Molecule: messenger RNA, 756 nt
Organism: Mytilus trossulus (common blue mussel)
Lineage: Eukaryota; Metazoa; Mollusca; Bivalvia; Mytilida; Mytilidae
Product: cornifelin homolog B-like
Exons: 4
Coding region: 122-541 (139 amino acids)
Source: RefSeq, a predicted model, not a curated record